Molecule: messenger RNA, 819 nt
Organism: Lotus japonicus
Lineage: Eukaryota; Viridiplantae; Streptophyta; Magnoliopsida; Fabales; Fabaceae
Product: ubiquitin domain-containing protein 7SL RNA1-like
Exons: 3
Coding region: 1-819 (272 amino acids)
Biological process (GO): proteasome-mediated ubiquitin-dependent protein catabolic process
Cellular component (GO): cytosol; nucleoplasm
Molecular function (GO): proteasome binding; ubiquitin binding; polyubiquitin modification-dependent protein binding
Source: RefSeq, a predicted model, not a curated record
AUGGAUGUAAUUUUUGUGGUGCCAAGAGGGAAGCCAUUUUCCAUUGAAGUUGGCUACUUCGACACAGUCAUAGAGAUCAAAGAGAAGGUGCAGAAGUAUCAGGGAAUUCCAAUCUCGAGGCAAACUCUAAUUUUCAAAGGCCAAGUUCUCCCAGAUGAUGGUGAUGUUUGGAAGUGCGAAAUCCUUCACAAGUCACGCAUACAGCUCCUUGUGACACCAGAGUCAGACAAGAAGCCAGUUAAGGUCAAGACUGAAGAGUUUUCUUCACCCACCAAAAUUCAGAAGCUAGCUAAGGUCAAGACUGAAGAGCUACAUGUCAGUUAUGAAAUGGAUGUUAAUGACACAGUUUUGAAGCUAAAGGACAAGAUUCAUGACAUUGAACAUGUCUCAAAGAACAAUCUUGUUCUGCACAAAGCAGGUACUGAACUGCAUGAUCAUCAGUUUCUGCGAGAUUGUGAUGUUUCAGAUAAUAGUGAGAUCGAUGUGAGUGUUCGAGCAUCCUCUGCCAUGGUGCCAACAACAUCUGCUGCAACUGGCACUGGUGUAGGAGGAGGAGGAGGAGAGUCAAAGAAGUUGAAGCUCAAGAUAUUGCCCCAAAGCGGGACAGAGAAGAUACCAAUAGAAGUGAAUGCAUCUGAUAAUGUGGGGGAGUUAAGGAAGGAGCUGCAGAAGUUGCAGCAGAGGCUUCAAUUUGAUCUUCCACAGAGUUACUUCUUCAUUCACAAGCAGGAUGUUAUGUAUGAUGACAGGUCUUUCCGAUGGCACCAAGUCGGGCAGGGCGACACCAUUGAGAUCUUCAGCGGAAGUGUUACAGGCUGA